CUCAUCGUUAAGCAUUCCGUGUCACGGCAACAGUUGAAAGAUGGCGGCUCCCACAACUGAAAAAAUUGCAGAGAUUCGGCAGGCGAUUGCUCGCCAUAUAAACUGUCUGAGUGAAGGAAGUCGAAUGGCAAAACGGAGAGCGUUGGAUAAUAUACGAAAAGAAACAAUCGGAAAGGAUCCAACCUACGAUGCAGAAGUUUUACAAGGAGUUUUUGAAGCAGAGAUGAAGCCGCUGCUGAAAUGCUUCGGUGAUCCAGUUGACAAGUGCCGGGAACUGUCGGCGCAGCUUGUUCAGGAGUUUGUGGAGACGAUCCCGCGGCCUUCAGAAAUCCUCCCUUAUCUUGUUCCAACGAUUGUGACCCGUUUAGGCAACCAGGAAGUCGUGGAGUCAGCAGAAGAACUCAGACUUUCCCUUGUCCAGCUUUUGACUAAACUUGUAGAAUUAACUGGGGAUAAAUCGGCGCCAUUUCUUGAUGAUUUUGUCAAGAUUUUGCAGAGAACACUUGUUGACCCAUUUGCGGAUGUACGAAGAGAAAGUUGCACUUGCACUUGCAAGUUAGCUAGAACAAUUCCACAACAUUUUCAUAUGCAAUCAGAAAGCCUUAUCGCCCCUCUACUCCAGACUAUUAGUCAUCAACAUUCCAAAGUUCGGGUGCAAGUAAUUUACACAGUUGGAGAUGUUUUGCAGUUUGGGAAUCACAAACCAAUGGAAAAGGUUAUAUCACAUCUAGCACAACGGCUCUUUGACCAGUCCCCUCAGGUUAGGCUAGCAGUCACUAACGUUGUUGGAGGGUGGUUGCUUGACUUUGUCGAUCGCUACUCCUUCCAUCAUAAGCUAAUUCCUCUUUUGUUGACAAGCCAGACAGACGAGUUGGAUGAAAUCUCAAGCAAAGCUAAGCAGCUUUGGGUAGAUGUUGGAAAGAAAUACGCUGAGGAGAAUGAGAAGGAUCUCAAGGAUCAGAUGGAUUUUGUUGAUCCAGACAUCGAGCUUCCACCAGGAUACAAUGAGAGACCCAAUUUGGGCUGCAGGACCCUCAUCUUCCGCAACAUGUCCAAGAUCCUUCCCGGCCUGCUCAACGACCUGACCGACUGGACCAUCACCAACCGCAUCAUGUCAGCGAAGCUCCUUCACGUUCUCCUGGUCAACGCCGAAGACCACACCACCCAGCACAUGGCCCCGCUCCUAGCGGGGAUGUACAAGGCAUGCUCCGAUGAAGAGAUGGAGGUGGUACACAGGAUUCAGAAGUCUGGUGAGCUGGUUGGGUUCUAUGUGGGACCAGAGAUCUACUGUAAGCUGAUCUUACCAACGGUCCAGGCUGCCCAGGGACCAGGCGUCCUCAUGACCUUUGCCUCUGUUCUACUCGGAACAAAGAGGGCAGCCCUCAAAUCAUAUCUCGGCGAUAUCUGCAAAACGUUGGCUGAGCCAGACGUGUGUCGAAGUGAAGAUAAGAAUUACCAGAAUCAGCUACUGUCCUGUGUGAUGUCCAUUAUUCUGGUUGCUCAAGAAGAGUGUGGUGAUGUCACCUUGGAACUCUUCACCGUUCUCAUCACCAUCAUGGCCACUGCAAGAGAUAGUGAACUCAGAGACAAGGUCAAAUCAACAUUGACUGACCUAGCAGCGGUCUCGGGUCAUGAGACCCCUGCUUCCCUCUACAAUGCCCAUACCAAGCAAGUCCUGGAGUCCUUCCAGUCUUCAUAUCAUCAGUGGACCAACCUGUCCGUGGAGAGGCUUGUCUUUGACUGUCUGCUCUCUGAAGCAGGUGAAGUUGUGGGUGACCUCCUGGAAGACAUCAUCCCCAUCCUGGAGACCAACCUCAAGCCGGACAAGGAUGCGGAGCUCCGUCUCAAGUUCUUCUCCCUGCUCUCCCGUCUGGUGAUGAGUGCCCCAGUGACCCUAGACUCCAAGGACAGGUUCAGAGACUUCUCCUUGACCGUUGUUCGGACGAUGGUCCUUCCCAACUGCGUGUGGCACGCCGGGAGGACGGCUACAGCCAUCAGGACCACGGCCGUGUCCUGCCUUUGGGCCCUCCUGCAGAGUGAAAUGCUCACAGCUGAGCAGCUGGACUCCAUCAUGGAUGAUCUCCAAGUCCAGCUGCUGACGCUCCUGGAGGAUGACUCCCGUUCCACCCGCCUCAUCACCGUCCGCAUCCUGCAGAAGAUCUUGACUGUCUGCGGCUCCACGACCUUUGACCCCGAACGCCUGCACCAGGUCUACAUGGAGCUCCUGAAGCGCCUGGAUGACAGUAGCGACGAGAUCAGGGUGGCAGUGGCCAAGACAUUCGGGGCAUUCUUUGGUUGCUUUCCUGAGGACUACGACGUGGGACUGUACAAGGCUCACCUAGAGACCCUGUACAGUGGCCUUCUGAUUCACAUGGAUGAUCCUGACCAGACCAUCCAGGAGGCAGUGCUUGAUGUACUAAAGCAAGCCGCCAAGGUCCAACCGUCUCUGCUGAUCAGGGAAAUAGAAUCGGUUCGACACAAGCAUCGCAGCUUCAUCUACUGUGACCAGCUGAUAAAACACACUCAAACAUUCAUGCAGUAACAGUAAAUACAUUCUUUUCAUCCAAUUUAUAGUGUUACAAGACAUGGGGGUGUUGUAAGAAAAUAUUUGCGAUCAAUUGCAAACAUUCUGUUGAAAUUUUACAACUGAUAGAUCAACGUUAGCUGUAGCAAAUCAGAUUAAACUUCUUGUUUCAAGGAGCAGAUUUGCAUUCAAUCACUAAUUUGUAAUUAACUGCAAGACGUAUGAUUGAUCUAGGGACCAAAAAUAGACUUGCAAUUGAUCGCAAGUUUCUUGCAACUCCCCAAAUGUGACAUUUUAUUAGUGCUGGGUGAUAGUUUGAUAAUAUCUAACUUAUGUGAUAUGCAAAACAUAUUGAAGAUUUAUGAAUGCUUUUAUGAUUAUGUGGAGAUAUCGCGGUAACACGAUAUGACAAAAAUAUUGUCAAUUAUCAUUUUACUUCUGCACCUUGAGUUUUUUUUAAUCCCAUUGGUAUCAAUGCAAAUGCUUCAUGGUACACAUUGUGAGCAAAACUUUUGUGAGCAUGUGUAUAGUCCUGAAAAGGACCACCCAAACUCAACAUUUCUAGACUAAAACUAUGUCCAUGAAAGACACAAUGUGUACCAUGAAGUCUCUGCAUUGAUUUUACAUUGGUAUCAAUCAAUGCAGAUGCUUUAUGGUACACUUUGUGAGCAAAUAAUAAGAGCAGGGCCCGCUGGUAGAACAGUUUUCGAAACUGAAGUGGCUACCCUGGGUAAAUAUACCUAUAUUAUUAUUAUUAUUAUUAUAAACCAGCCAAACUUAACAUUUCCGGACCAAACUAGGUCCAUGAAAGACGCAAUGUGUACCAUGAAGUCUCUACAUUGAUUGAUUCAUUCUUCACUGACAUGCAAACCUUCAGAAUUUAUAACUUGUAAGAAUAGCUCAUUCUCUGAUCUUCCAUCCGGUAUGUUGGCAGGUUGCCAGUUUAUUUGAAAGCAAUAAAAACAAGUGCAUUGGAUGUGUCAAAAGUGAGAAAUUAAUUAGGUUUUUAUAAUCAGUACAUGUUCAAAGAUCAUUUGCUGAACCAGAGAAUAUCAGUUGCAUAGUUCCCUUGCUGAACAAUGGAAAUUUCAACCAUAAAGUUAUUUACAAAGUACAUUAUUUCUUAUACACUGUACAUUGGUGCUCAUUACAGCACAUCUGAUAUCAUUACAGUGGGUGACAGGGUUGGGCUCAAUUACAAGGUAAUUGAUCUAUUACAUAAUUGAUUACAUUUUUUGAGUACUUGUAAAUAAUUGUAAUUGAAGUUUUGAACGGGAAAGUAAUUGUAAUUGAAAAAACUGUAAUAGACUUCAAUUACUGCCAAUUACUUGUAAUUGCAUUCAAUUACUUUACAUUAAACUUUACUUAAUUUAUGAUUUAAUUUCGUGACCUUUUUCAUGUCAAAUGCUUCAGCAUCAAAGAGAAUAACAGGCAAAAUCCGUGCUGUUUAACCUGAACCUUCAUCUUGUCAGUUUCUCUGUAACUUAAAAUCAUGUUGAAAUAGGUGGUUUUAUACAGAAUAAAAAUUGGUUUUAGUUUUGAGUUUUGACUUUUCUAGAAAUUAAUUGAAAUUGUAAUUGUAAUUGACAAAAGUAAUUGGUAACUGUAAUUAAAAAAAAUGUAAUUUAGUUGAAAAGUAAUUGUAAUUGAACAUUUCUUCAAUUACGUAAUUGUAAUUGAAGAAGAUAAUUGAGCCCAACCCUGGUGGGUGAUUUCAAGUUCGGUGUUGGUGUUGGUGUUGGAAGCAUAUUUUGGAUUGUGUUUCCUAGCUCCAAAACCUAUUCUGAGUUAAAACAAGAUAAUCUAGAUCACAAUAUUGACAGCUCAACACCUAGUGAGUGACUUUUCAGGACCAUCUUCAUUUUAUGUUUGGUGUUAUACUCGUGUAAAAAUCGACCUAACACCAACACCAAAAGGUCAACACUGAACUUGAAAUCACCCAUUGGUAAAUCUUUCAUUAAACUCAGCUGCAUCAUGGCUCUAGAAGUUACUAUGUAUAUAAUACAGUAUGAAAAAUAUAAAAUGCUUAAACAUUUCACUUUAAUCAUCAAUGAAUUUGAAUAUAGAUUAAAUCAGAAACCCUAAAAUUCCAUAUUCAUUUUUUUUUCUCUUUCUCUCUUGGACUUCUGUAUCAUAUUAGAGUGUAUUCAUACAGAAGACUUUUCAAAAUGCAGAAUUAUGGCAAGCACAAUGGGCUUCUCCAUAAUUACUGGCAGUAGCUACAUUUAAGUUAGAAUAUUUGAAUGUUAAUUAAUGUUUUUAUCAUUAACACACAUCGUCAUCCAAAAUUUGAUUUGUGCCUAAAAAUGCAGUUAUGUAUAUGAUUGAAACAUUGGAAAAACUGCUUGCUAACAUUGUAAAUAUAUGUGCUUACAAGUCUCUUCAAAGAUUCCCUCAAUAAAUUGCUGGGCAAACUUUGAUUGCUAAACACUUUUUACACUCUUAUGACAUCAAACUUUUUCAUACAAGAUAUGAAAAUAAUCUGUAUAUAUUUGAUUUUUUUGGUAUCAAACUGUUACAAAAGAUAUUCAUCAUUGAAUGAAUGACAUUCUGAAAGAAUUGUUACAAAAUUGAUGAUAUCUUUAAUACUUUAUUUUCUUUUUUUUUUCUCCAUUUUUUGUAAUAAAGUGUGUCAAAAUCUCA
Molecule: messenger RNA, 5167 nt
Organism: Lytechinus pictus (painted urchin)
Lineage: Eukaryota; Metazoa; Echinodermata; Echinoidea; Temnopleuroida; Toxopneustidae
Product: dynein axonemal assembly factor 5-like
Exons: 10
Coding region: 41-2542 (833 amino acids)
Biological process (GO): inner dynein arm assembly; cilium movement; outer dynein arm assembly
Cellular component (GO): cytoplasm
Molecular function (GO): dynein intermediate chain binding
Source: RefSeq, a predicted model, not a curated record